AUGGCCCAAGAAACGGGCAUCUUCUCGGUGCGCCGCCCGCGCGAAACCCUCGGCGGCCUCAGCAACAACGCCUCCGCGAUCCCCAUGCCCUCCUCAGCAAUGAAGCGCACCAACUCCAUGUCCAACAUGCAAGCGCCCUUCGCCUCGAACCACAUGCGCUCAACCUCCGGCUCCCGCAUGUCUCUCGCGCCCGGCCGCCCCUCCCAGCCCGUCUUCCAGCGCUCGUCCUCCGGCAACAACCUCGCAGAGAUGGGCUUCGCGUCCGUAAACCGCAACUCCGUCUCCAACAACCCCUUCAGCACCGGCGGCCGCAAAAGCUACGCGCCCGGCGCUGCCGUGACGCCCGCAUCGGCGCUGCACCUCGAGAGCGCGAGCACGCAGCGCAGGAGCAGCGUAUGGAGCUCUGGCCGCGCAUCAGGAAUACCGGGGGGCGCGCACCAGUCGUUCUUCGCGACUGCGCCGCUGCCGGCGACGGUGCCGCAGGAUCCGCGGCGGGUGAAGGAGAAUGCGUCGGUGCGGCAGCAGAUGGCGGCCGAGCUGCUGGAUUAUCUCACACACAACAACUUCGAGAUGGAGAUGAAGCACUCGCUUACGCAGAAGGCGAUGACGUCGCCGACGCAGAAGGAUUUCAAUUCCAUGUUUCAGUGGCUGUACCAUCGUAUUGAUCCAGCCUAUCGGUUUCAGAAGAAUAUUGACGCGGAGGUCCCGCCACUACUGAAGCAGCUGAGAUACCCGUUCGAGAAGAACAUCAUGAAGUCCCAAAUCGCGGCUGUAGGCGGGAACAACUGGUCCACGUUCCUGGCAUUGCUUCACUGGAUGAUGCAACUCGCCAAGCUGAUGGAGGCAUAUGCGCAAGGCGCGUACGAUCAGGCCUGUAUGGAUGUUGGAUUCGACGUCUCGGCGGACAGGAUUAUCUUCGACUUCCUAAGCAACGCGUACCGCGAGUGGUUGCAAGUCGAGGAUGACGAUGAAGACGACGCGGAAAAGGUUAUACAGCCGCACGUCGAGGCGAUGGCGGCAAAGUUCAAUGAGGCGAACAAACACCAUCUAGAGCACGUCACCAUGCUUGAGGCGGAGCAUAAGAAACUGAAAGAUGAUAUCGAGGAACUGGGCAAGAACGAACCGCGCAUCAAAGAGCUCAGUGAGAAGAUCAAGAUUAUGGAGAGUGAUGAGGUCAAGUUUAAGGAAUACAACAGCAUGAUGGAGGCCAAGGUCGAUAAGUACCAGAAGAAAAUCGAGCUGUUUGAAGAUGAGAUCAGGAAGGUCGAGAAAGAGUAUGAAGAAGCGGAACAGGAGAAGGCCAGUCUACAGGACUUGCUCGACAAGCAAGGCAUUACCAUCCAGGACGUCGACCGCAUGAACACCGAGCGGGAACGGCUGCAGAAGGGCGUCGAGUCGACCAGCUUGCGGCUCGAGGAUUCAAAGAGGAAGGUUGCGGAGAAGGAGCUGGAAGCCAACCGGAAACUCGACGAGCUUGAGCGGAUAGUGGAGAAGUACAACUCGCUGGGCUAUCAAAUCGGAAUCAUCCCUUCCACCGCGCCGAACGCCAAGGGACAAGAUUACGAGCUCGUCCUUACGAUUAACGAGGGACCAAACUUCGGCUCGUCGCAAAUGGGCAGCAGCUCGCAAGGCCCGGAAUCUGACCGCUUACUGGCUGACUCUGGCAACGGCUACCAGCCUCACCACAUCCUCAACCUGGACAUUCGGGGUAGCGUCAAGAGCAACAUCCUCGCUUUGCGGAGAGAUAUCAGUGAGAGGCGAAAUGCGGCGCUUCAAGCUGAUAUUGAGAGCCACGAUAUGCUCGACCAGGUAAAGGUCGCCAUGGAUGAAAAGCUGGCAGAUGUCGAGGCCCUAGGCCACAAGGUCCGAUUUGCGGAAGAAGAGUUCGAGAAAACCCGUGAAAUCACCACAGCUCAAAAGAUGGCAUCAGAUGCUCAGAUCGAACGCAUGGAGAAGGAGAUGGGCAAGAUGCGUUCCGGGCUCACCGAAAGCGUGCAGCUCAUGGAGCAGAGGGAAAUGAACACCAAUCUUGAAUAUGAGCAACUGACCCUCCGAGCGGCAUCACUGCGGGAAGAGCUCCAUACAGAGAUUGAACGCAUGCUGAACGACGUCAUCAAGUUCAAGGUGCAUGUUCAGAAGAGCUUGGAAGACUACGAGCAGUUUGUGGCCGAAGAGGUGGAAAAGGAGUGCGAGGAGCAGGAGAUGGUUGCGGAUGACGACAACGAUCUUGAGAUUUAA
This is a messenger RNA of Coniosporium apollinis CBS 100218, 2238 nucleotides long. RefSeq lists its product as uncharacterized. NCBI's taxonomy places the organism in Eukaryota, Fungi, Ascomycota, Dothideomycetes. The record is from RefSeq and is a predicted model, not a curated record. Gene Ontology annotation, biological process: attachment of mitotic spindle microtubules to kinetochore. The coding region runs from base 1 to 2238 and encodes 745 amino acids. Gene Ontology annotation, cellular component: Ndc80 complex. The transcript is spliced from 4 exons.